Encephalitozoon hellem ATCC 50504 is the source of this 2553-nucleotide messenger RNA. RefSeq names its product translation elongation factor. The coding region runs from base 1 to 2553 and encodes 850 amino acids. The record is from RefSeq and is a predicted model, not a curated record. Lineage: Eukaryota; Fungi; Microsporidia; Unikaryonidae. The transcript has a single exon. Gene Ontology annotation, cellular component: cytosol; ribonucleoprotein complex. Gene Ontology annotation, biological process: translational elongation. Gene Ontology annotation, molecular function: translation elongation factor activity; GTP binding; GTPase activity.
AUGGUAGAUUUUCACAUCAGUAAAGUUCAUGAUCUUAUGACAAACCAAAAGAACAUCAGGAACAUUUCUGUGAUAGCACACGUUGAUCAUGGAAAGAGUACGUUGACGGAUUGCCUCGUUAUCAAAGCCAAGAUAGUGUCCAAGGAUUCUGGAGGAGGAAGGUAUAUGGACUCGCGUGAAGACGAGCAGCAGAGAGGGAUCACCAUCAAGAGCUCGGCAAUAUCCCUGCACUUUCAGGUUGAGAAGGAUGUUCUGGAGGCAUAUACAAAGGAGGGAGAUACCAAUGGAACUGAAUUUCUUAUCAAUCUGAUUGACAGCCCUGGGCACGUGGAUUUCAGUAGCGAGGUCACGGCAGCCCUUCGAGUGACUGAUGGGGCUCUUGUUGUUGUGGACUGUGUAGAUGGGAUCUGUGUACAAACGGAGACUGUGCUUGGGCAGGCGAUGAAUGAAAGAAUAAUCCCUACCCUGGUUCUCAACAAGCUUGACCGGGCGAUCCUGGAAUUGGAGUAUCCUCAAGAGAAGCUGGGAGAGGUCCUCAGAAGAAGAGUGGAGGGGUUCAAUGCAAAGCUGAGCACCCUGGGGUAUAACUUCAAGGUGGAUUCGCUGAUGCCUGAGAAGAAUGAGAUUUCGUUCUGCUCUGGGCUUCAGGGAUGGGGGUUUACCCUAAGACUAUUUGCAAGGUUUUACCUUGAGAAGUUCAACAUGAGUGGGUUUGAGGGAGAAAGAAAGCUCACGAACUUCCUAUGGUCCCACAAGGUGUCUUGUACAUCCGACGACCCGUUUGAUCCAAAUAUCAAGCACAUAGCCAAGCCGAAUCCUGCAAGAUCCCCGUUUGUUGUUUAUGUAUUGAACCCUAUCUACAAGAUCAAGGACCUAUGCAACAGCGGGAAAAUUGAGGAGAUCAAGGAAUACUUGAAGUUCUACAAGGUAGAUUUCAAGGGGGUGAAUCUUACUGGGAGUGGAAAGUCACUUUUCAAGGAGGUGAUGAAGACAUGGCUCCCUGCUGCAGACUGCAUUCUAGAACAGAUAGCACUGAAGCUCCCGUCUCCGCUACAGAGCCAGAAGCUUCGAUAUGACUACCUCUAUGAGGGUCCUGCCGAUGAUGAUGUUGCAAAUGCAAUCAAGAAAUGUGACAGCAGUGCCGAUGCACCUGUGACGAUGUAUGUCUCCAAGAUGAUCCCCUCGAAUGACAAUAGGUUCAUAGCAUUUGGAAGGGUUUUCUCCGGAAAGAUAUAUCCUGGAAUGAAGAUUAGGGUUCAAGAACCUGGAUACUCACCGACAUCAGAGGAACUGUCGAACACCUCCCUGGUCCACAACAAGUCUGUCUUAAGAACUGUUGUGAUGAUGGGGAGAGGAUAUAAGGACGUGCCUGAUUGCCCAUCAGGAAACAUCAUAGGGAUAGUUGGGAUUGACGAUUGCUUGAAGAAAACAGGCACGAUAACCAACAAGGAAGGGGCAUACAACAUCAGAUCGAUGAAGUUCUCUGUGUCUCCUGUUGUUAAGGUGGCAGUUUCUGCCAAGAGGCCUGAGGAUCUUGGAAAGCUACAGGAGGGUCUUAACAAGCUUGCGCAGUCUGACCCCCUUUGCCUGGUUGAAAGGAACGACAAGGGCCAGAACACCAUAGCAUGUGCAGGAUCUCUGCAUCUUGAGAUCUGUCUUAAGGAUCUUCAGGACCAGUAUGCUAAGAUACCGAUUGUUGCCGACGACCCACUGGUGACGUACUUCGAGGGAAUAACUUCUACAGUUACUGAGCCCAAGAUGACGAAGUCCGCAAACAAGCAUAACAGGAUAUACAUGACUGUUGAGCCUCUGGAUGAAAACAUAGUUGAUAACCUGAAGGAUGUCAAGUCUGACCAGAUAAAGACGAUGGUAACGAACUUCCGUGAGAAGCUGGAGAUAAGAGAUGAUUGGGUUAAGAAGAUAUGGUGCUAUGCACCCGAGAUCAACCCCCUGAAUCUUCUUGUGGAUGGAACGAAGGGAAUCUCCAUCAUCAAUGAAAUCAAGGAGCAUGUUAACACUGGGUUCAGGGCUGCAGUCAAUGACGGGCCUCUGAUCGGGGAGGUGAUGCGUGGUCUCAAGUUUGAACUUAAGGAUGCCGUCCUACAUGCCGAUGCCAUCCACAGAGGUAUCAAUCAGCUGCUUCAGCCGGUCAAGAACCUUUGCAAGGGGCUUCUUCUUGCAGCUAACCCCAUUCUUUACGAGCCCAUAUACGAGGUCGAGAUAACCACACCCAAUGACUACUCUGGGGCAGUCACUACGAUUCUCCUUUCCAAAAGAGGAACUGCAGAGGACUUCAAGACGCUUCCUGGAAAUGAUACAACAAUGAUAACGGGGACACUUCCAGUAAAGGAGUCCUUCACGUUCAACGAAGACUUGAAGUCUGGAUCAAGAGGAAAGGCCGGCGCAUCCAUGAGGUUCUCUCACUACAGCACUCUUCCUGGAAGUCUGUCUGAUCCAAACUCCUUGAUGUUCAAGACAGUCGAGACGGUUAGGAAGCUCAAGAAAAUGAAUCCUGCACCUCCAACAGCAGACUCCUUCUUCGAUAAGCUUUAA